Molecule: messenger RNA, 1479 nt
Organism: Lactuca sativa (garden lettuce)
Lineage: Eukaryota; Viridiplantae; Streptophyta; Magnoliopsida; Asterales; Asteraceae
Product: transcription factor bHLH79
Biological process (GO): regulation of DNA-templated transcription
Cellular component (GO): nucleus
Molecular function (GO): DNA-binding transcription factor activity; protein dimerization activity
Source: RefSeq, a predicted model, not a curated record
UGAGCUUGCUUAAAAUGCGCCGUGGGCACAUUGCACUCCGUCAUCUCCCAAAAUCGCACAUCAUCACUAGUCACUCUGUUCAUAUACUCUCUCUCUCUCUCUCUCUCUCUGUAUAUGAGUAUGUACAUUUAAUAAUAUGUCUGUAUAUAACGAUAUAUUAUACAGAUGGGUGUGAAAAAUCCGAUUAUUAAAUAGCCGAUUUUGCUACAAAGAAACAGGAACUUUCGGAAUCAACCCAGAUCACCACAGUCAAAAUCCAUAUUAAAAUUUCCAUCUUUAGUCUGCAACCUAACGCUCAAUUAAUUCCCUCACUUGAUAUAUACAUUUCUUUUUCUAUAUACACAUACAUUGUAUCUCUCAUCUUUAUGGAUCCACCCAUUAUCAAUGAGAGCUCCUUUUCAGUGGCCAAUCCUUCGUCUUACAGUUUAACUGGGAUCUGGCCCUUUUCUUCUGUUAAUGGCGGUCGAAAUGAGAGCUUAGGGCUGAAAAUGAGCACCCUGAUUAGUCGACUUGGGGAACCGAAUAAUAACGGCGACGACGAAUCCACAGUGACGGAGCAUAGCGGUGGUGGUGGUGGUGGUGGUGGCAGGAAGCGGAUGGAUGUUAAUUUUGAAGAUGAAUCUUCAAAGAUCACGUCUACUAGUAGUGGCAAUGAUUUGAGCAAAUUUCAUGGUAAACGAAUGAAGAUAUCGGGAUCCAAAGAUGAUUUGUGUGGUUCGAAGAUAGAACAAAAAGGCAGUGAAAGCCAUAACCUUACUGAACCACCUAAAGAUUACAUUCAUGUUAGAGCAAGAAGAGGUCAAGCCACCGAUAGCCACAGUCUUGCAGAAAGAGCUAGGAGAGAAAAGAUCAGUGAAAGAAUGAAAAUCCUUCAAGAUUUGGUCCCCGGAUGUAACAAGGUUAUAGGAAAAGCUCUUGUUCUUGAUGAAAUAAUCAAUUACAUCCAAUCAUUGCAACAUCAAGUUGAGUUCUUAUCUAUGAAGCUUGAAGCUGUAAAUGCAAGGAUGAAUUCCUCGGUAGAAGGGUUUCCCACGAAAGAUCUUGUGACACCACCCAUCGAUGCUGCAAGGCUAUUAUUUGGCUCACAAGCAGCAAGAGGGUUCGGACCAGGGUCCGAACCCGAGUGGCUCCAUAUGCAGUUAGGCAGUAGGUUCGGGCGGGCCACAUGAACCGUAGACCACCCGAGGUGCUUGCCAAUUGCUACUUGGAAAUCGGGAAACCCUAUGGUUGUGUUGUUAGACAUGUGUGAUUGCGUGAGGUACUUGCUUACUAUAUAUAGAAAGUUAUAUCAGAAUCAGAGUAUUAUUGCUAUAUAACUAUUUAAGGCCUUUGUACAAUACCCAUCUGUAGAAAUUUGCAUUUAAGGGUUAUAUGUUGACAGAUCAGGUGUACUUGUAAGCAAAAGAGUCUCAUUAAUGAAUGUGGUACUUUACAAGUUCACAUUUAUCAUGUUAUAUACUAUUUACUUUGAUUAUUGUA